This is a messenger RNA of Parastagonospora nodorum SN15, 846 nucleotides long. RefSeq lists its product as hypothetical. Bases 1 to 846 code for a protein of 281 amino acids. NCBI's taxonomy places the organism in Eukaryota, Fungi, Ascomycota, Dothideomycetes, Pleosporales, Phaeosphaeriaceae. The record is from RefSeq and is a predicted model, not a curated record. Gene Ontology annotation, biological process: canonical NF-kappaB signal transduction. The transcript is spliced from 2 exons.
AUGGAGGGGCAGGAUAGCGAACAGCCCGACGCUGCCUACAGCAAGGCCAAGGCUUCGAAGUUCAGCUUCAAAUCGAAGUCGAGCCGCCGCUCAAAGCGGAGCGGGGACGAUAACGAAGCACACACGACUUCGCCAAGACAAGGUGUGGAGGAUGCCUUCCGCGAGUCCCUCUUCGAUGCCCUUGCCGACGAUGAAGGUGCGGCUUACUGGGAAGGUGUCUAUGGCCAACCAGUACAUAUAUAUCCCGAUACCAAACCGGGGCCCGACGGCAAGCUCGAGCGUAUGACGGAGGAGGAGUAUGCCGAGUACGUCAGAGGCAAAAUGUGGGAGAAGAGCCACCAGCACAUCAUCGAAGAGCGCGAGGCAAGGGAAAGAGCACGCAAAAAGAAAAAGGAGCAACGGGACCACCUGCAUGAUGAUGUGAGUCGCGAGGAAAAAGAGCGGGAGCAGAUGCGACGCCAGAUGGCAGAGAGUCUCAAGCGUGGUGCCGAGCGCAAGAAGGCCAAGGAGAAGGAGGCUGCUUGGAGCAUGUAUGAGAAAAAGUGGGAGGAGUUCAAAAGUGCGCAGAGCAUCGCUCAAGAUGCUAAUGUUCAAGUGUGCGACCUAGUCCCGUGGCCCGUCUGUUCUGGGAAGGUGAUGCAUGUCUCCAAAGAGGAGAUCGAGGACUUCCUCCGGAAUUCACGCAUGUGGAAGGUCGAUCCGGCUGCACUCUUGAAAAUCGAGCGUGUACGAUGGCACCCCGACAAGAUGCAGCAACGCUUUGGACAGCACAUUGAUGCCGACACUAUGAGGUCCGUCACUGCUGUUUUCCAGGUCAUCGACCGGCUAUGGAACGAACGCCGUUGA